This is a messenger RNA of Spodoptera littoralis (African cotton leafworm), 1272 nucleotides long. NCBI's taxonomy places the organism in Eukaryota, Metazoa, Arthropoda, Insecta, Lepidoptera, Noctuidae. The record is from the annotation of a GenBank genome assembly.
AUGGACGACCCCGAGCGCAUCGCGCGCGACGCAGCCGCCUGCCAGCAGGAGAUCAACGGCACCGCGCCCCCCGCGCCCCUCUACUGCGAGGGCACCUUCGACUCCUGGCUGUGCUGGCCGCCCACUCCUGCCAACACCACCGCUUAUCGCGCCUGCCCCGACUUUGUGCCCGGCUUCAGUCCAGACCUGUUGGCACACAAGGAAUGCACUGCGAACGGCACGUGGUGGCAGCAUCCGCAGACUGGCCGGCCCUGGUCCAACUACACCACCUGCGUCAAGCCGGAGGAUGAUGUCAGCGACAUCAUCGCUGUGUACGAAGCGGGAUACAGCGUGUCACUGGUGGCGCUGCUGCUGUCGCUGGCCAUCUUGCUGUACUUCAAGUCGCUGCGGUGCGCGCGCAUCACGGUGCACAUGAACCUGUUCGCAUCGUUCGCGGCCAACAACGCGCUGUGGCUGGCGUGGUACGGGCUGGUGGUGCGCUCGCCCGCCACGCUCACGGCGUCGCCCGUCUGGUGCCGCGUGCUCAACGCCGCGCUGCAGUACGCGCUGCUCACCAACUACACGUGGAUGCUGUGCGAGGGCCUGUACCUGCACACGGUGCUGGUGAGCGCCUUCGUGUCGGAGCGCCGCCUGCUGCGCGCGCUGCUGGCGUUGGGCUGGCUGCUGCCGCUGACGUCGGCGGCGGUGUACGCGGGGCGCCGCGCGGCCGGCCACGAGCCGCUGUGCUGGAUGGACGAGGGCACGCCGCGCCUCGAGCUGGCCGUGCUGGCGUGCGGGGCCGUGCUGCUCAACGUGGCCUUCCUAUGCAACAUCGUGCGCGUGCUGUGUACCAAGCUGCGCGCCGGCGGCAGUGUAGGCGGUGCCGGGGGUCCCGCUCGGCCCUCCGCCACUGCGCUGCACGCUCUGCGCGCGACCUGCCUGCUGGCGCCGCUGCUAGGCCUGCAGUAUCUGCUCAUGCCGUUCCGACCGGACCACACGGCGCGCUGGUGGCUGGCCUACGAGUACGUGUCCGCGCUGACGACGUCGCUGCAGGGGCUGUGCGUAGCCGUGCUCUACUGCUUCUGCAACGGAGAGGUGCUGGCGCAGCUGCGGCGGCGGUGGCGCGUGCUGACGUUCCGGCCGCGCGCCAACUCGGCCACGGCCACGACGGUGUCGGUGAGUAUGUGCGGCGCGGCCGGCCGCCGGCCCCCGCUGGCCCCGCGCGCCUCACCCCCGCGCGUGUUGCAGUUCGUGCGCUCGAGCGCGCCCGGCGCCGGCGAGGACAAGGUGUGA